Messenger RNA from Ruditapes philippinarum (Manila clam), 1090 nucleotides. RefSeq lists its product as uncharacterized. The record is from RefSeq and is a predicted model, not a curated record. The transcript is spliced from 2 exons. NCBI's taxonomy places the organism in Eukaryota, Metazoa, Mollusca, Bivalvia, Venerida, Veneridae. The coding region runs from base 301 to 999 and encodes 232 amino acids.
CGGCGUGUUUAGUGGGGACAGCUGUUAUGGGGAACAUCUGUCGCGUACGCGUGAAUCAACAUAAUAGCCAAAUGUAAAUACGAGCUUACAGAAAACGUCGUCUGCUAUCACUCCAGUGUGUAAAUGACUCGGAUAAACAUUCAAGUUAUAGAUAUUUCGAAUUGAAAAUUUUAAGAAAUAAAGUUACACUUUAUUACAAAUCUGCUGAUAAUUUCGAUUUAUUUUUGUUUUAAAAUAAAUGUAACUGAAUUAAGUUAAUCGGGAAAUAAUAUGGAUAUUGCGUUAUUUUAAUACAGAAUUAUGAGCAUGGACCUAUCGUUGAAUCACGUGCCCCAGAGCACCCUCGAGAAUACAGUGGAAGAUACGCAUCACUCUUCUGACAGCCAUCAUGAGAUGUCCACGUUUCUAACGGGGUACGCAGAGUGUGCAGAAGAGGCGUUAUGGUACUUGACAGAAGUAGAGAAGCUUCCGCAGAAUCAUCCAACAGUCGUUGGACUAAAGAUGCAUUUGAAUGAACAAUAUCGUAUGUUUCAGAUCAAGCAUCUGCUACGCAAUGCUUUGUACAUGUCAGACGAGGACGAUACCGAGGCAGACGAUGAAGAAAAUGACGACAGCGUCAACGCAGACGACACUAUAGACUGUGUCCCUAAUUGUGCAAUAUAUAAACAAUCCGUGCCAAAAUGUGAGAACACAGACAUAGAAUACGAAUCUCUCAAGGAUAAUGAUACAAAUGGCGUGCAUAAAAACAAUAGCACGCCAUCUUUUACGAACGAAAAUAAAUCAUCGAUACCUAACGCCACAGAAGGAGAAAACAACGAAUCCGAAUCCGAGCUUUCACCAGAAGCGCACAUGGUUGCCGUUGCUCUUGCUGAAGAAAUAUAUGCCCUACUUCAAAGUCGUAGCGAUGCCAAGGAUGAACAAAAUGAAGAGGUUGAUUAUUCUACAGACACAGACAUUGAAAGUGUUGAUGAGGGCUUUGACGAAAGCAUCGAAGCGUGAAUUGUUUACAUGUUGUUAUUGUUGAAUUCAAUUUAUUUAUUUUUUCACAAAAGCUAUUUAUUACAGAAUAUUACAAUGUUACAUACAUUUC